Megalops cyprinoides (Indo-Pacific tarpon) is the source of this 2297-nucleotide messenger RNA. Its product is annotated as gamma-aminobutyric acid receptor subunit beta-3-like. The record is from RefSeq and is a predicted model, not a curated record. The coding region runs from base 556 to 2064 and encodes 502 amino acids. NCBI's taxonomy places the organism in Eukaryota, Metazoa, Chordata, Actinopteri, Elopiformes, Megalopidae. Gene Ontology annotation, biological process: chemical synaptic transmission; nervous system process; signal transduction. Gene Ontology annotation, cellular component: neuron projection; GABA-A receptor complex; membrane. The transcript has 10 exons. Gene Ontology annotation, molecular function: neurotransmitter receptor activity; extracellular ligand-gated monoatomic ion channel activity; GABA-A receptor activity.
CAAAGGCAACGUGGUAUCAAUUGCACUGUUCCAAUGCGUACUAUGAAGCCAUUUGAAAAUGGAAAAAGCACUUGUCAGUUGACAUCCUGUAGGAAUUAAUUAGGUGAUGCGUUUUAUUGCGUGUCCAUAUUGCUGGAAUCGACGUGCGCGCUUUUCUGAACCACAGGAUUUGUAAUGUACAAGCAGGGAAUACAUCUUGGAUAACAGGGCAGUUCAAGUCAAAAUCGAAGGGGAGAUGGAGUGAAGGUCUACCGGACCAAACCACGAAAGCGCCUGCUGCCAGCCCCCGCCGGCAAUGUCUCGGGCAAAAUGCAUCGUCUAUUCCGAGUGUUUUUCCUAAUAAGACCCUUAGCAUCAGAGCAAGACCACGAACAAACCUGGAUUGCAGCUACACCUAAUAUACAGAUCCAAGCAGUCACAGAAGCAAACAGUGGCAUCUUCAGCAAACAGCUGCUAAUGGAGUACAUCCAUUUCUAGCCAUUUGAUCGGCCACGGGGCUAAGGGUCUGUGCCGAACGUUUUUUAUCACUCGAGUCCUUUUUUAAAACUAUAAGGAAUGUUAGGAUUCCACCGAGGAAGGCUGUUUGGGGUUCUCUCGGCACCGGUAAUUGUCGCGAUUGUGUGCUGCGCUCAGAGCGCCAAUGAGCCAGGCAAUAUGUCUUUUGUCAAAGAGACCGUGGACAAGCUUUUAAAGGGAUAUGACAUUCGCCUUCGACCAGACUUUGGUGGGGCCCCGGUUGCAGUUGGCAUGAGCAUAGAUGUGGCGAGUAUAGACAUGGUGUCCGAAGUCAAUAUGGACUACACAUUGACCAUGUACUUUCAACAAUACUGGCGAGACAAGCGAUUAGCCUAUGCAGGAAUCCCACUGAACCUGACGCUCGACAACCGGGUGGCUGAUCAGCUUUGGGUCCCGGACACCUAUUUCCUGAAUGACAAGAAGUCUUUUGUGCAUGGCGUGACAGUGAAGAAUAGAAUGAUUCGGCUCCACCCAGAUGGCACGGUUCUCUAUGGCUUGAGGAUCACCACGACUGCUGCUUGCAUGAUGGACUUACGGAGAUACCCGCUGGAUGAACAAAACUGCACCUUGGAAAUUGAGAGCUAUGGCUACACGACAGAUGAUAUCGAGUUCUAUUGGAAAGGGGGAGACAAUGCUGUGACCGGGGUGGCAAGGAUUGAGCUGCCUCAGUUCUCCAUCGUCGAUUACAAGCUGGUGUCGAGGAACGUUGUUUUUUCCACAGGUGCCUACCCACGACUGUCUCUAAGUUUCAAGCUGAAGAGAAACAUCGGAUACUUCAUCUUGCAAACCUACAUGCCCUCUAUUUUGAUCACCAUCUUGUCCUGGGUAUCAUUCUGGAUCAAUUACGACGCCUCCGCGGCAAGAGUUGCUUUGGGAAUCACAACUGUGCUGACUAUGACCACUAUCAACACGCACCUGCGAGAGACGCUGCCCAAGAUCCCCUACGUCAAAGCCAUUGACAUGUACCUGAUGGGAUGCUUUGUUUUCGUCUUCCUGGCCUUACUGGAGUAUGCAUUUGUCAACUACAUCUUCUUUGGUAGAGGUCCUCAGAUGCAGAAGAAGCUGGCGGAGAAGGCAGCAAAGGCGAAUAAUGACCGUGCCAAAUAUGACGGUAACAAGUCUGUUCUGGAAGGAGGCAAUUGCAAGGCAUCAUCUGUUAAACAGUCCAAUCAGGUACAAGGGCAUCGUCACUCACAAGCGGUUGAUGCCCAUGGGAACAUUUUGCUGACAACCUUGGAAAUCCACAAUGAGGUGACAGGCAACGAGACCACGACUAACGUGACAGAGACCAGGAACUCUUCCUCCAUGACGUUUGACAAUCUGGGGGUCCAGUACAGGAAGCAGAGUGCGCCGCGGGAGGCAGGGCGCCAUAGCCUGGAUAGAAACGCCCAUCCGAAGAAGCCACGCCUCCGCAGGAGGUCCUCGCAGCUCAAAAUAAAAAUCCCCGACCUGACAGACGUGAAUGCCAUCGACAGAUGGUCACGGAUAAUAUUCCCUGCAGCGUUUUCUCUCUUCAAUUUAAUCUAUUGGCUUUACUACGUGCACUAAGAUGCAGGUUGGGAUUGUUGUUGUUUUUUCAUUGCUGUUCUUGUUUCUCUUUUUGAAAAAGAAAAAAGACUGCGUCUGUAUUCCAAGGACGUCAUUGUUUGUCCUCCUUGUCAAAGUUUUUAUACCUACAAUCCUGCUCCCUUCAACCCCCUAACAUCAGCAGAUUGCAGACUUUCUCACAUACUUGUUUUUGUAAAGAAAUGUUUAAAUGGGUUCCUCUGACAUUUGUAAGC